Limulus polyphemus (Atlantic horseshoe crab) is the source of this 8135-nucleotide messenger RNA. Its product is annotated as host cell factor 1-like. Gene Ontology annotation, cellular component: histone methyltransferase complex. NCBI's taxonomy places the organism in Eukaryota, Metazoa, Arthropoda, Merostomata, Xiphosura, Limulidae. The record is from RefSeq and is a predicted model, not a curated record. Bases 23 to 5845 code for a protein of 1940 amino acids. The transcript is spliced from 29 exons. Gene Ontology annotation, biological process: regulation of DNA-templated transcription; chromatin remodeling. Gene Ontology annotation, molecular function: transcription coactivator activity; protein binding.
AGGCGUAUGGGUAUGAUUCAACAUGGCGGCACCCAUACUGAAGUGGAAGCGGGUGACAAAUACUACAGGUCCUGCUCCAAGACCUCGUCAUGGUCAUAGAGCAGUUUCUAUCAAAGAUCUGAUGAUCGUCUUUGGUGGCGGCAACGAAGGAAUUGUGGACGAACUUCAUGUUUAUAAUACAACCACAAAUCAGUGGUUUGUACCACCAGUGAAAGGAGAUAUUCCUCCUGGUUGUGCAGCCUAUGGCUUUGUUUGUGAUGGCACAAGGCUUCUGGUAUUUGGAGGCAUGGUGGAGUAUGGCAAGUACUCAAAUGAGCUGUAUGAGCUUCAAGCCAGUCGAUGGGAAUGGAAGAGGCUUAAACCUCGUCCCCCGAAGAAUGGAUUACCACCAUGCCCUCGUCUUGGCCAUAGCUUCACUCUUAUUGGUAACAAAGCCUACUUAUUUGGAGGACUUGCAAAUGACAGUGAUGAUCCAAAGAACAACAUUCCCAGGUACCUGAAUGAUCUCUGUACCCUGGAACUGAAACCAUAUUCUAGUGUAAUGACAUGGGAUAGUCCUCAAGUGUUUGGUCAACCUCCACCCCCACGGGAAUCUCAUACAGCUGUUGGAUAUUUUAGUUUUGACAACAAACAACCUCGUCUAAUCAUCUAUGGUGGUAUGAGUGGUUGUCGCCUUGGUGACUUAUGGCAAUUGGAAAUAGAUACAAUGCAGUGGCAUAAACCAGUGGUGAAUGGUAUUCCUCCCCUGCCUCGUAGUCUGCAUUCUGCUACCUUGAUUGGAAACAGAAUGUUUGUUUUUGGUGGUUGGGUCCCUCUAGUGAUGGAUGAUAGUAAAGCGGCAACCCAUGAGAAGGAAUGGAAGUGCACAAACACACUAGCUUCUUUGAACUUAGAAACAAUGACAUGGGAACCUCUAGCUAUGGAAGUGUUUGAAGAUGCCAUACCAAGAGCACGUGCUGGCCACUGUUCUGUUGCUAUCAAUAGUCGGUUAUAUGUCUGGAGUGGACGGGAUGGCUAUAGGAAAGCUUGGAAUAAUCAAGUUUGCUGUAAAGACUUGUGGUACUUGGAAACUGAAAAACCACCACUUCCAUCUCGUGUUCAACUUGUAAGAGCUUCAACAACAACUUUAGAAGUAUGUUGGGGAAGUGUUCCAACAGCAGAUGCAUAUUUGCUCCAACUCCAGAAGUAUGACAUGCCACCAGUUACUAGUGUUUCAGCAGCUUCUGUGAGUCAGGCAUCUACCACCCAGGCUGCUCAUCCACUUUCUGCCAUGACUACAACUCCAUCCUCUCAGCCAUUACCAUCACCAUCUACACCUACCACUCCAACAACCCCAACCACACCUGUCAGGAACCAGUUAUCGUCUUCUAGUGUAGCAGUUUCAACACCAAAAACGUCAAUGCAACCAUUAAUUCCACAGCAUUCUCCCAGUGUCCAGACUCGUUCAACAGUAGCAGUCACUCAUCCUACUGUUCGUCUUCCAGUUACCUCUACAGCAAUCCCAGUUGUUCGAGGAGGCACAAUGACAGUGGUUCAUACAAAAGCAUCUGGUGUAGUAGGAACACAACAAAUUCGAUUAGUGACAGCAGGUCCUAGUGGAACACAGGUUAUUAGGAAGGUAGCUGCUGUGAACCCGGUAACAACAGCAAAGACAACAGCAGUAGUAACCAGCAUGAGUGGGAUGGCAGCACUGGCUGCAGCUGCAGCAGCCACACAGAAAAUUACCAUGACAAUGACACAGACAACCCCAACAUCUAGUAACAUCAGGGUAGUGUCUCCAUCUGCUCUCACUCCACAAGGAGUAAGAAUUAAUCAUCCAGUUUCUGUGCAAGGUACACGUACUGCAAACUCUGCAACCAUCUUGAAGACGGCAGGUGGUACUCCUGGUAAACAGAUAAUCACAGUUCACAAAGCAGGAGCUACAUCUAGCCAACCUCAGAUAGUAACUCUAGUGAAAACAACCCAAGGAGUUACCGUGGCAGCUAUGCCAAAAGUAAGCUUAAUUCAAGGAAAGGCAGGUACUCUUCAAGGACAUCUGCAGUCAAAAACGAGCAUUCCUCAAGGAGCUACUAUUGUGAAGCUAGUAACAACACAAGGUGGAAGUAUUGUUGGCAAACCAGGAACUGCAAUAAUCACUACACAAGCUGGCACCACGCAGCCUAAAAUUCUUGGAAUAUCAUCAAUUUCACCACAGGGAACUAUUCAGACACAAAAGAUGUUAAACACGAUUAUUCGCACACUGCCGUCAAACGUCCUCUCUGUUGCCAAACCUGGGAGUGCAACAGUAUUAGGUUCAACUACCACGGGUAAUGUACCAAAGCAAACAAUAGUCAUUGCAGCACCUAAAGGAAGUCAGCCAGGCACACCAGCUAAAAUAUUGACUACUUUCCCAAAACUGUCUUCACCUUCCUCUCAGAUCAUUGUAGUCACUACUCAUCCACAUUUGAAAACAGUAAUGGCAGGGGCUGCCACUGUUGAGGCAGGGAGAGCUCGAACAGGAACCUCCACAGUGAAUGUUCUUCCAAUCUCGGCUGGAACACAGUUGAAAACUGUGAAUACCUCAAGUGGAAUAAAGAUGAUUGUUGUGUCUGGAGCUGGAAUUGGUGCUGGUCAGCAAGCUAUUACUAUUCUUACCACAAAUUCAUCUUCUUCAGGUGUUCAAGGUGUAUCAACAGUAACAUCGCCCAUUGCUAUCACCGUGCCAGCAUCUCCUUUGCAUAGUGGAGCAAAAACAGCAACAUUUGCGGUUCCUGAAAAGAGUACUACCAGUACUGUUCAGCAGCCAGGGAGCUCUCAAAUAUUAGCUGUUCCUGCACAAGGAAUUCUACCAACAGGAAGUCAUGCAAUAACACUGAAGACGAAAUCUGGAACUACUCAAAAAGUACUAACCAUCGUAACCACUCAGCCGUCACUCGGUAGUACACCUCAAGCUCAGGUCACUGGUAGUCAACCCAGUCCUUCAGUUUCAGUUGUCACUACACAGGCUCUGAGUGGGGUUCCUAUAUCAGCCAUUGGGAAUUCGGCCAAGGUGAUGAUCGUUUCAGCACCAACAACAAGCCAAACCCUGGUGACAGCUGAUAAUAUUGGAACAACAGGUGUUCAACUUUCAGAAUCUCUUGAAGGAGCUGGAGAUUCAGUUGACCAGAAAGCACUAGCUGCAACUGACCUUGAUCUCACUCAGGCAGCACAGCUUAUAGCAAAUCUUGUAUCUAGCAAAGAAGCAUCAGCAGUGGAAAUGCCUUCACAACUUUCUUCUGUAGCCAUGGAAACUGACGAUUCAGAGAGUGCUCUGGAUCAGUCUACUGUGUCUCAUAUGACAGAACAGGAGGAAGUGGACACACUUGAACCUAUGGACAUACACUACACGCAAAGUGAUGAUGGGCUGAUGAGUUCCCUUGAGUACAGAGAAAAAGUACAUGGUGAUGGUAUAAACAUUAUCAAUGGGGAAGGAUAUGAACAAUUGUCUUGUACAGAUGAUCAACAUUGUGGUGAGGAUCAGCAACCUUGUAUAGAUAAGCACUGCGAUGAAGGAAACAAGUGCACAGAUGGAAUACAUUGUGGUGAAGAGAAGGAAUGUGUGGAUGGUAAGCAUUGUGGUGAGGAAAAAGAAUACACAAAUGGUACACAUUAUAGCCAAAAACAAGAAUGUUCUGAUGGGAUACAUUGUGACGAAGAAAAAGAAUGCACAGAUGGUAAACAUUGUGGUGAGGAUAAAGAAUGUUCUGAUGGGAUACACUGUGGUGAAGAAAAGGAAUGUACAGAUGGAAUACAUUGUGGUGAAGAAAAGGAAUGCACAGAUGGUAAACAUUGUGGUGAGGAUAAAGAAUGUUCUGAUAGUAAACACUGUGGUGAAGAUAAAGAAUGUACAAAUAGGAAACAUUGUGGCGGGGAUAAAGAAUGUACAGAUAGGAAAAGUUUUGAUGGUGAUAAAGAAUGUACAGAUGGAAAACAUUGUGGGGAGGAUAAAAAAUGUACAGAUGGGAAACAUUGUGGGGAGGAUAAGGAAUGUACAGAUGGAAAAAGUUGUGGAGAGGAUAAACAGUGCAUAGAUAAAGACUGUGGUAAAGAAAAGGAUUUUACAAUUGAUAAAAGUAAUAGUGAAGAACAAGAUAAUAUAAACAACAAACUUUCUAGUGAAGAAGCAAAAAGUAAAAAUAAUAAACCUUCUGGUGUGGACAAUGUGGCAGGACAGAAUCCUUCCAAAAGGGAAAUCAGAGAAGCUGUUGAUACUCUGGCAUCUAAGGAAAUUUCAUCAAGUGAUGAUUCAGCUCAAAAUGUUACAGAUUCUGAAACACAGGGUAGUAUACAAUCACAACUCACCCUAGAACGUCCUGGAGCAAUGCCACCAGCCCAGAUGUGUGCAGAUGAUCCAGAGGAACCAACUGUGGGCUCAACAGAAACAAAUAUCUCCUCACAAGAAGCUAAGGUUUCUUUGUCAACCUCACAAGCUAACUCUGAAACUGAGAUGGAAGUUGACUCAACUACACAAACGAGUGCAGAAAAUUUAGGUUCUGGUAAUUCUGUUUCUGAAUCCUCUCAGCCUAUGGACACCUCAGAAGCAAUUUUAUCAAAAACUCAAACUUCAUACAAAGAUCAUUCAGAAAUCUCAAACAUUGCAAGUGUACAGUCAACUUCUGUAACUCUCUCUUUACAACCAACCCCUGUAGCCUCAACUACAACAACUGUUACACAGUCUGAAGUAACCUCUACUCCAGUGUUGUGUACCCCACAUUUGUCUGCUGAUAGUGGUACCUCAUCUAUAUCCAACAUAGCAUCAGCCUCAACAGAUAACAAUACAGUGUCAUCUGCUAUGGCCUUGCACACUAAAGUAGCCAAUGUGUCUGGUAAAUCUUCAACAGUUAGUUCAUCUACCAUAUCCAUGUGUUUAACUGAAGAGAAAACCUCAGAACCAGCAGUUAUGGAUGCCUCUGAUCCUCUUGCAACACUUGCUAGUGCUGCCAUCUCAUCUGCCAGCGAUAUGGCUGAAGCUGAAGAUGCACCUGUUAAACACGAAUCAACAAAAGACGAGUCUUCUGAUAAUACCAACUUAUCUAUUGAAUCUUCAACUCCAGUUGUUAAAUCAGAACCCCUUGAAGAUAAAGUGGGCAUCCCAAUAUCUGAAGUAACUCCAAAAAUUGCGAUAAAAAGAGACAGUCAUUGGUAUGAUGUUGGAUUCUUCAAAGGGAAUUCUGCACAAGUUACCCAUUUUUUCCUACCCUCUGAACAGUCUGAGAGAAAAGAAGAUGACAUUGAUGUGGUGUCAGUUCCCAAUCACUCUAUGCUCAAGAAACAAGAAUUGCUUCCAGGAACAGCCUACAAAUUUCGUGUAGCUGCCAUUAAUGCAUGUGGUCGUGGUCCUUGGAGUGAAAUUUCAGCCUUUAAAACAUGCUUACCAGGUUUUCCUGGAGCUCCCUCUGCGAUAAAAAUCAGCAAGGGGGCAGAUGGAGCACACUUGUCAUGGGAAGCUCCACAAAAUACAUCAGGAGAAAUUACUGAGUACUCUGUUUACCUUGCUGUGAGGUCAGCCACUACAGGUGGACAGGGGGAUGGAGCUAAGACCACAGUGACAUCUAACCCUUCACAACUUGCCUUUGUAAGAGUUUAUUGUGGCCCUAAGGCUACAUGUACGGUAAACAACAACAGCUUGGCCUCUGCCCAUGUGGAUACAACCAUGAAACCUGCCAUUAUCUUUAGGAUAGCUGCUCGCAAUGAAAAAGGUUAUGGUCCUGCCACACAGGUCAGGUGGUUACAAGAUGGUGCUCCUGCUGCAGUGAGAAACUCUGUUGCUGUCAAAAGGCCAGCCACUUCAUUAGAAGGGACUUCCAAGAAAGUAAGGACUGACUGAAGAAGGGAAUCUGUGAUUCUAUUAAGGUCUGCACCGUGGGACCCAGUCCUUUGUAGAUUUAUCGAUUUUACCUUGAGGCCCAUACAGCAUGGUGUACAGUUGAAUUGGUGGUUUUUACUACUCUGGUGUCCAUCUCAUACAAUUAAGUUUGAUUACUGGAGGAUGAUUGGCUAGUAAAUACUGGUGUGAGAAGUAUGAUUACGUGUCUGCUAUAACUAAAAGAGAUGGUAAACUUCUGAAGUGUAUCCUGAUUAGUGUUUAUUGAAUUGCUGUGGUUCUGAAUUGGAUUUAUGUAAGCAGCCAGAAUAAGACAUCUUUAAGAAUUUGAUAUGGAUGUCAUUAAAAAUAUCAGAACUAUUGUAUUUAAACUGAAGAGCAAAAAAAAAAACCUUUAUUUUUAUGUGUUUUAAGAGCCAUCAAUUCUUGUGUGAAGUGUACCUAAGGUCAAACUCUUUUACAGAAAUUUUAUGCAAGAGUUAGUUGGAACAUUGAAAGAAAAUAUUUGUUUGAUGGAUAUAUAUUAAGUGAAGAUUUUGUAUACAAAGUUUUUACCAGAAAUUAGAGAUAACAGUUGAGUCUCAAGUAAAAUUUUGUGGCUUAAAGUGUAUGAAUGUAAGCCACAUUUAGAGAUCUGACUUUCUUUUUAUUUAGUCAGCAUAUCUUGACCUCUUUCUCUAAUAACAGUGGUGAUAAAAAUUCCCUAGGGCAUGUACAGUUUCAUCACCACAUGUGUCCUGUGUUUUCUGAAUGUUUGUUCGUCUGAUUGUUAUAGUAAGUUCCAUAAUUUUGGGUUCAUCUGCUUUCAUAACAUAAACCAUUAGUGCUUGGCGAUUGCAUCAAAUAUAUCUAGUGCAUUUCUGUUCAUAAGAAAGCACUUAAAUAUUUUCUUUUUGUGACAUAUCCUUACUACUAUACAUAGAGUAUUUCUGAAAAGGAAAUUCUAUUAGUGUUGUAAUUUAGGGCUUUCUGUGCCUGAUUAAUAGUAAUAUUUUUCAUAGUAGUGUAAUGAAUGGCACGAUAAUGUUUUGUACAUUAAAUAUAUGUUUGGGGACUGUUUUUAUUUUCAUUAUUUUCUCUCAGUUUUGCUUUCAUUUCGUAUGCCUCGAAAUAAUCCUACGAGUAGAAACUAUACAAGUUUUAAAGAUUCUAAAAUGAAAUGGUAUGUUGGCUUUUAAAUCAAGAAGGUUUCCCGAAUAAGUGUAUAUUAAGUAGAAAAUUAACCUGAGACAAGAGUUAAAUUACAUGUUUCAACUGCCUUUCUCUUAGAGAUAGAUGUUGCUGUCAUUACUAUUAUUCAUUUUAAACCUUUAUUAACCCUUAAAAAUAAACUUUUCUAUUAAUUAUAAACCCAGCAAAUAAACUUGUCGCGAUCAUGAAGUAUGUUUACAGAUUGUCUUUUGUUUUAUUUUUGGCCUAAACUAAAAUCAAACUUAGUUUAAUACUGGAAAGACAAAAAACUGCUUUUCAUAUAUGGUGAAUUCUGACAUGAAGUUAAUUAAUCCUGGCUUUUUUAUUAGAUUGUUUUUGGAUUAACUGUGUCACAGCUUAUCCACCAUCUACAAGAAUUAGAGAUAUAUAGUGAUGUGAAAAAAAAAAAAAGGUUUUUAUCUUUCAUAUUUUUGAUAUAAAGAAAGAUAACAUAUGUAAGGAGAACUUUGGUAAAGAGGCUUAACUCACUAGGAAAGAAAUAAUUUAUUAUAGGUGGGGCUUGAUUUUAAGAUCAGUUGAUAUGUGUAUUUUAGGUAUUAUGAGCUUAUCUUCUAAAUAUAAUUAUCUUUUGUUCUUAGCCAUCUUUUUUAUUUUUUUCCCUAGUUUUGGAAAUGCAGUUUUGAAUUGUGUUGGACUAUUUCAUCCAUAUGUAACUUUUCUUAUUUCAAAUUGUAAAAUAUGUUGAUUAUUAGUGAUAAAUUUUUUUGGCUGUUAAAUGUAUGUAUAAAAGAAAUCAGCACCUAAAAUUUCUUUAAAUCAAUUAUUUCAAGUGGAGAAUAUUUCUAUAUAGCUUGCAUUUUUGUGUAACAAGAAUAUCAUAGUUUUAAAUGUGUUCUAAACUAAAAGUUUUUUGCACACCAAAUGCCAAUCGUCUCAUGAGUAGAUUUGAAACUUGCUGUAACUUACAGUAAGUUGUACCGUGUGUAAACGUGGUUACUUUGCAAACUGGCACUUUGUCAUUGUGUGAUGUUUAACACCCACAUUAUCGUGUUACAAUCAUUGUGCUGUGCUUCAUCUUUUCUUGUAACUUGGUUUCUGUACUCUGAAUAAAGUAAGCUUUUAAGAAACCAUUGAGUACAAA